Colletotrichum orchidophilum is the source of this 930-nucleotide messenger RNA. RefSeq lists its product as uncharacterized. The transcript has 2 exons. The record is from RefSeq and is a predicted model, not a curated record. NCBI's taxonomy places the organism in Eukaryota, Fungi, Ascomycota, Sordariomycetes, Glomerellales, Glomerellaceae. The coding region runs from base 1 to 930 and encodes 309 amino acids.
AUGGAGGGGCCAAGACCGAGGGCAUCUGAGAAGUUUCUCAAGAUGGCGGUGCCGACGCUGAAGACGACGGCGAAACCCCAGCAGCAGCAACACCAGCAGCAAUACGAGUCCGGCCUCGAAGUCGCCGAACCAAACGCCUGGAACCGCAACGACAUCCACCUCCCCGAGGUCUCCCCUUACAACAACGCAGAUGCCCAGACGACAACCUUGCCCCAGGUCGUAGAUGACCAGCUGUCGUGGCAUCACUACCACAAGCAGAGCCCGAACCUUGAUGCGACGACGCCGUCCGUGACGUCCGCGGCCGCCGCGCCGUAUUACUUUGCCGCCGGCACCGGCCAGCAGCACCCGCCCGGGUAUCACCAGCCGCCGCCGGGGUCACCGGGGUCGGGGUCCCUCGACGGAGCCGGGGACGGCAACGGCAAGACGAGGACCACGAUGUGCGGCGUGCGCCGGAAGGUGUGCUACGUCAUCAUGGGCGUCGCCAUAGUCCUCGCCGUGGCUGCCAUCGCCGUCGGCCUCGGCGUGGGACUGGCGAUGAAGAAGUCGGGCGGUUCAUCUGGCAACAAGUCGACGUCAGGCAACUCAACAACAACCCCGCCAACAUCAACAAGAAACGCAGUAAUCACCUGCCCCUCCUCAGACAACGCAACCUACGCCUCCCCCGACGCGCCAGCCCGCACCUUCCGCCUCAUCUGCGGCCACGACUUCAACUCGGCCAAUGGCGCCACCGACCUGACGUCCGAGAACGCCACGACCAUGGCCACCUGCAUCGAUCUCUGCGCCUCAAAGGGGCCCGACUGCGUCGGCGCCGGCUGGGGCGAUUACUACGGCAACCACGUCUGCUGGAUGAAGAGCAAGCUGGGCACCAUGAACGUCUCGGGGAACUGGUACUUUGCCGUGGACGUCAACGAGACGAGCGUGGCGGCGUAG